AUGAAAAAAAAAAAAAGAAACAAUGAAGCUGACGAUGAUGAUGAUGAUGAUGAUGAUGAUGAUGAUGAUGUUGGUGCUAAUGAUGAUGAUUUCUCUUUUUUUUUCACUCUUUAUUUCCUUUUCCCCUUGAACCUGGGUAUCUUGAGUAAAUCUGUACACACUUUAUUCUUCUUCUGUGAUUUCUUCUUCUUCUUCUUCUUCUUCUUCUUCUUCUUCUUCAAUUUUGCCUUCUACAUCGUUUUUCUUCCUCCAUUUUUUACCUUUUCCAAAAAAAUAAUUGCCAUUCUUUCUUUCUUUUAUGUUUUUUAUCUCAUAUAUAAUUGUUCUUCAUUGGGUCAGUUUUUUUUCUUUUUUUAUAAUUCUUUGUCCUUCGUUGACAGAUUUUUUUUCUUUUAUUCUCUUGUUUGUUAUUUUCUUCCAUUCUUUAUUUUCUUUCUUUUUACUUCACCAAACUGUACUGAUGCCAAAUCAUCCAAAAGCCAAAAAUGA
Molecule: messenger RNA, 489 nt
Organism: Acanthosepion pharaonis
Lineage: Eukaryota; Metazoa; Mollusca; Cephalopoda; Sepiida; Sepiidae
Source: the annotation of a GenBank genome assembly